Molecule: messenger RNA, 3066 nt
Organism: Symbiodinium pilosum
Lineage: Eukaryota; Dinophyceae; Suessiales; Symbiodiniaceae
Source: the annotation of a GenBank genome assembly
AUGGCUUCUUUGUGUUCGACCCAUUCUCCUGCUGGAAGCCCUCGAGACGAGAGCAUGAAGGAUCCAGCCUGGGCUGCCCUGCAGCGCAGCAUGUCUGCUGAGCUGGAAGGGAUGCUGCUACGGGCUUUGGAAAUGGGCGUCCAGAAGGCCGCCGAGCUGUUUGGAAAGAAUGUGUGCGUUGAUGCUAUGAGCUGCGGCGGGUGUGUCACAGAGAUAGAGGCUGCGAGACUUGCCUCGAUGUCUUCUUGUGGAUUGAGUCCGCGGAUUGGUUAUUACGGCAACGCGGACAUUAUUGCCCACCUGCUGCAUUUGAUUGUGCAGCUUGCCCUGUAUCCACGUCCUCCAUCGGCUGAUGCUGUACUUCAGGUUCAUUCGCGUUCAGCACGCACAGCCGAGCAGAGCAUCCAGAUAGGCUCGGCAGGCAUCCCCGCGAGCAAAGAGGUUCAGGUUCCAUCUCUUAAAGUUCAGGCAAGCCUUGGACAGCCUGGUUUAGUUGGCACUUCCCCGGAUGGCGGUGCCUCUGCCAAGGCUGAUGGCGUUGCCGUCGCUGAUGGCCAAGCCGAAAAUCAAGACAGUGCUGUCAGGAUCGGAGGAGGUUGGCAUGUGAUACGGAACUCCGAACAGGUUGGAAGCAACCAAAGCAUCGGGCUUAGCCCGCGACGAAGCAGCUGUUCACCCAGCCGAAGCUGCAGUGUAAGCCAUACCAGUCCAGAAGAGAGACAUCCAUUUGCUCACGGGGCACCUUCCAGGCAGACACCCAGGCAUCGCUUCACGUUUGGUGCAUAUGCCAUCGGAGCGCAGCAUGGAUACACCGUGUCAAGCGUAGAUCCAGCACGUCUCGCGAAAGAGGUAAGUCGCGGGAGGUUGCGCCCUCGGUACGGACUUUACCGUGUGCUAAGACCUCGCUCAGCACUUGGUUCCAGUUCUUCAUGUUCAAGGAUAACCAAAGCUCGGAAGGGCUCUGCAGCACAAGAGCCCUCCAUUUGGCCCGACUUGGCCGUCGAUGAGAUGGAUCGGCAGCCAUCUGAUGAUGCUGGCGAAGAAGAUAUUGCGACGGGGCCAGCCGAUUUGCCACCUCAAGGCGAUAAUGAUGCCCGCAAUCCGCCAGCUCACCACGGGUUCUGCCUGCGCAUCGCUGUGGCGCCUGGUCCCAAUGCAAAAGUCCGCUUAGUGAAGACGCUUGAGAUGGUCGGGGACUAUUUCGCAGACCUGGAGCGUUGCUGCGCCGUAUUUUGGCACAUGUUGGGUUUCUUCGAACGUAACUUGACGAAGGAAGCCGUGGCCAAGGACUCGCAGAUCAUUUUGGGCCAGGCCAAGCCAAAGGGCAGCAGCUGGCCAAGCUUUGAUGCUUUGACCAAGGCCGGGAAAGGGGCAAAGUGUGGAUGGCCUGCGACUUAUGCUUUGAUUUUAUGGCAAAACGUAAAGUCUGCGGAUGGGCCAUCCACGGAGAUCGUCGCCCAGACGGUUGUGCGGAUGGCGAUUCGGGUUUCCCUCCCUGGCCGGUCCCCGUCUGUUAGCCCAUGCACCGCGUCUUCCGGGGAGGAGCAGACAAAGCGAGAGAAUGUGCAGAAGGAAGCUGCAGCAAAGAAGCAAAGUGCCAGGCCAGCUAAGGCCGCAGCAAAGCAGAAGCAGCUUCCAAAGAAGGAUGGGCCAAAGGAAGAAGAGAAGGAGGUGCCGGCUGAAACGUCGGAAAAGAUGCGAGCUGCAUUACAGGCCUUGAAGCAGCGGCGAGCUGAUCUGGAUGCCGCCCAUCAACAGCUGGAUACUUCGAAAUCACAGAUCGAGGAACUGCGUCAGCAGCUACGAAGCGUAAGAGCGGAUCUUGAGUCUGAGCGGGCAGCAAAGGCUUCCGCAACUCAGCAGCUCGAGUCUGCGCUGGAGACAGUGAAUGCAGAGUUGCAAGCGGCGGAGCUCGCAAAGGCAUCCUUGGCCUCAGAGGCCAUGGUUCUCAGGAGCCAAGAAAAGGAGCGCGCAGCUGAAAUCGAACAGCUGCAGAAGGUUUGCGCUGAGUCAAGAGCAUUUCAAUCUGAGUUGGGCCAGGUCCGCUCUCAGCUAGAACGCGUGUUGCAAGAAAAGUCGGCUGCUGUCAAAGAUGCAGAAGCCCUACGAACGCGAGCAUCGGUGAUGAAAAGUGAGUUGGAGGCUGUGAAGAAAAGCGAAGGCAGCUUGACAAGUGAAGUCGCGCAGCUGCGUGCGGCCUUGGGAGAUGCCAAAGCCAAGGCAUCUUCCGCAGACAUGGAACUACGUGUGAUGCGGAAGGAUCUGGAAGACGCUCGAAGAGCUCAGGCACAAACAGAAGAACUGGCCAGACGGACUACGACGGCUGCAGCAGAGGCUCGAAGAGCGGGCCUUCUGGUUGCAGACCCCCUUGGUGCUGAAGUCGAGGCUGCGUGGAAGGCAUUGGUCGGGUCUGGCCUUGACAGGCUACAGCAAGCUCUUUUCUCGGCCGGCUUGCUGCAGGCUGCUUGCCAGCCAUCUUCCGGCAAGUUUGGUGUAAGUGAUGCCACAGACAUCAGCCUGCAGGAUGUGUCUGCUGCACGGAAGCCCAAGCGUGAGCGUGAAGAGAAAGGUGAGCGGCGAGAUCGAGCGGACAAAAAGGACAAGAAGGAUUCCGUAGGUAAGAAAGCCAAGCGGGAUAGGAAGGGAAAGAAAGAGCGAAAGAAGGAUGCGGAGGAAGGCAAGGAUGUAGACGAUCCUCGCGCUUCUCGGCGCCUUCAAGCCGAAAUGUCUGGGAGUUCCUCUAAUUCCGAUGUUGAGGUUGGGCAGUUGCACGGCAUCGCCGGCCCAUCGAUCUUAAGAGCUGCCUCGGGCCACGCGGGCCACAGACCAAAAGGCAGUCGAAAUGUGUCUUUUACCGUUCCCAGCCAGGUCGAUGUUGUAUCUUACCGUGCUUGCGGGGAAGCCCUUUGGUUUCCUAACCCCCAGUCCAACGUCUUGUGUGAGCGGUGCAAGCGUCGGGUGCCUCAGAGGCUUGGCCAGCUUCGAGGAGGAAAUGGCAACUCUUCAUUCAUGUGUGACGAGUUCUUCUGCGAUGACUGCUUUGAAAAGCUGACGCUCUCCAAAUGA